UUGGUCGGUAGUGACGUAUGCGAGGAAGAUGGCGGCGCGCGGAAAGAAACGUGUGGCAGAGAAAUCAUCGGAAAUCAAGUCGAAAAGAGCGAAAUUAAAGCAAAAUAGAUCAUCACAAGCAGUAAAGAACGCAAAGCAAGUAACAUUUCCAGCGGAGGGUACAGAAAAGACAGAAAGUUGUGAACAGAGCAACAUUAUCAGCGUCCCCCCGCCCGUCAGCGCGGGUAAAUGGAAAAACAAGGAGCGAGUUUUGGUCUUUUCCUCUCGUGGCAUCAACUUCAGAACGAGACAUCUAAUGAAGGAUUUAAAAACCUUGAUGCCUCACAGCAAAGCUGACACCAAAAUGGACAGAAAAGACAAACUCUUUGUGGUUAAUGAGGUGUGCGAAAUCAAAAACUGUAACAAGUGCAUCUUUUUUGAGGCAAAGAAGAAGCAGGAUCUUUACAUGUGGAUCUCAAAUGCUCCUCAUGGGCCGUCCGCCAAGUUUCUUGUUCAAAACGUUCACACUCUCGCUGAGCUGAAAAUGACAGGCAACUGUUUGAAAGGCUCCAGACCGCUGCUGUCGUUUGACCCUAAAUUUGACAAGGAGCCGGAAUAUACCCUGCUGAAGGAGCUUUUCACUCAGAUCUUCUCGACACCUCAGUAUCACCCGAAGAGUCAGCCGUUUGUGGAUCACGUGUUCACUUUCACUAUCGCAGACAACAGAAUCUGGUUCAGAAACUAUCAGAUCAUUGAAGAAGAUGCAUCUCUUGUGGAGAUUGGCCCUCGUUUUGUCCUGAACCCCAUAAAAAUCUUUCAGGGGAGUUUUGGGGGACCUACGCUCUAUGAAAACCCUCAUUUCCAAUCGCCUAACAUGCAUCGGCGAGAGAUUCGACUGGCGAUGGCUGCCAAACAAAAGGAGAAACUGUUGGUGAAGGAGGUUCGCAAGGAGAAGCAGAAAGAGGAACAAGAAGUGAUGAUGCCGGACGUCACCGAUGACGUGUUUGUGACUCCAGCCGAGCAGAAACCGCUUCACGUUGAUCGAGAGGCUCCAGAACGCCAGAUGACCAAGAAAAAGCUCAAACUGACCGAGCUGAAGAAGAAAAUACGAAUGAAGCGCAAAGGUCCCCGAUAAUCCGCCAGAUUUCAUGAAACAUCACUUUUAUAAACUUGUAUAAAUGUGAGAUCAAUGCAGGCUUGAUAAAAUCAGCCCAGUCGUUGGGCAAGUUUGUGUCUCACAUGAAUCGUUUGUACCUUUGCUGAUAACACACUGUUAAUAAAAGCUUUUUAUUAAUGUCAAAA
Molecule: messenger RNA, 1281 nt
Organism: Triplophysa dalaica
Lineage: Eukaryota; Metazoa; Chordata; Actinopteri; Cypriniformes; Nemacheilidae
Gene: brix1
Product: brix domain containing 2
Exons: 10
Coding region: 29-1114 (361 amino acids)
Biological process (GO): ribosomal large subunit assembly; rRNA processing
Cellular component (GO): nucleolus
Molecular function (GO): rRNA binding
Source: RefSeq, a predicted model, not a curated record